AUGCCGUUUCGACCCGAACACUCGUUAUUACGAGUCGAGGUGCCGGCGUUGCACACCAUCGACACACGCUCGGUCGAGAACCUCUUUGGCAUGUGGUCGCUCUUCUCCAAAACAUCACACGCCAUGGAAGACGGCAAGCGUCUCGAAAAUCUCAGCUGGCGACUCUGGAAUCGCGAAACGUUCUGCUGCGCGCCCGCAUCGACAUCCUCCGCCCCUCACGCCGCACCUUCCUCCUCCUCCUCGAUCCGCCGUUCUCUCCCAUCCCGAACACGACACUCCACACUAGUGGCAACGACGACACGCGGCGAGGAGAAUGUUCCCGCGCUAUCCUCGAGCCUGGAUUCCGCAUCGUCGGAAGAGGAAUUUGAAACGUCAUCACCCGUUGCCCCUCGCAUCAACCACUCCGCCGACGCCGAUAUCACCGCCGAAUGUGGUCGAAGUCGUGGCAAUGAGAAACACAUUACUCCGAUAGACCUCGAAAAGAUUGUCAUCUCAAUCAAGGAGACAAAACAACUGGAGCCGAUCGAGCUACCAAUGCCUCCGUCAAUGUCCGCGUCGGAACCAACCACAUUCACAUCACAACUUCACGAGCCCACGCCGUCACCAUCCACCGAAUCCACACAAGAUCUUACCCCGCAAAACCUGACCUCGUCGCAAGUGCUGGAAUCAUCUGCUUCGACCGUCGGUACGCACGGGUCACAGGACUCGGAAGCUUCUCAAUCAUCACAGGUGGUUGGCUCACAGGAGAGCUCCUCCACUGAGAUGAGUUCACAUAGCAUCGUUCGAGGAUUCACUCCAGGUGGCGCGCCUUCAUCAUAUCGCUCACAGACCACCCUUGCUACGCAACCGACUCCCAUCUUGAAGACUUCAUCACAAUAUCGGCAACAGCCACCUAAGAGGAAGGGCCCGAUGUUCACUAUUGGCACUUCUUCUGGUGAGGAUGAGAGCUCGUUGGAUAGUCACAUGCACCGCAGCAACCUGUCGGAGAGUCUACGACAAUCAGGCAGUCUAACCAGCACUGGGAGCAAGAAGAAGGCCUCGUUCAAGGAUGAGGUCGCCGUGGCCCGACCUGCACAGUACAGCUCGGUAUUUGGUUCUGACGAUGAGGAUGAAGAUGGUGUUUCUGAAAGUGCCAUUGACGACGACGACGACUCGUCUGACUGGGAGGACUCUGACGAUGCGCAAUCAGGACCGUCAUCAGUGAACGGAGAGGGACUCUUCCAACGUGUGGACUCUCGACCGAACCUCACCUCUCGAAGAUCACUUCUCACCACUCUCAUGCACGAACCCGACCGGGCAAGAGCACUCGCCAACGCCGCGUCUCGAUCGACCCCUGCUCUUCGACGAUCACGAACAUCCACUCCGAAUGGUCCCUCCGUCGCAACAUCACCCGAACCGAGCUCCCACCUGCAAAUCCCUGGCCACCAACAAACCCGUCCGCAACCCAUCAUCAUGACCACCUCCAAUACCCAUCAACAAAUGGCCCUCUCUCCGAAAACCACCCGCCGGAAUAUGCUCUCGACCGAAUUGACCGAGUCUCUCCGGAAGAAUCUCAUCUGGGAGCGCCAGCACCGUAGUACGGGCAACCUCGCCGCGAUGAAACGUCGCCAUACGUCGAAUGAUGUGAAGAACCUCAAGCAACAUCCCGAGCCUGGCCCCGUACUCAGCCACAAGGAAGGCGCAACGAAGAAGUUCACCAACGACUACUUCCACGCCGGCCUGGGCGAGUAUCACGCAAAGGGGUGGUGA
Messenger RNA from Zymoseptoria tritici IPO323, 1749 nucleotides. RefSeq lists its product as uncharacterized. The record is from RefSeq and is a predicted model, not a curated record. Gene Ontology annotation, biological process: mitochondria-nucleus signaling pathway; regulation of nitrogen utilization; negative regulation of transcription by RNA polymerase II. The transcript is spliced from 2 exons. Lineage: Eukaryota; Fungi; Ascomycota; Dothideomycetes; Mycosphaerellales; Mycosphaerellaceae. Gene Ontology annotation, cellular component: cytoplasm. The coding region runs from base 1 to 1749 and encodes 582 amino acids.